This is a messenger RNA of Bursaphelenchus okinawaensis, 2936 nucleotides long. NCBI's taxonomy places the organism in Eukaryota, Metazoa, Nematoda, Chromadorea, Rhabditida, Aphelenchoididae. The record is from the annotation of a GenBank genome assembly.
AUGUGCGGUACACAACAUUAUAAUCGUCCAACUAACAUGACAACAACGGCCGAACAACGACAAGAAUGUCUGGACGUGAUUCUGCCAAUUUCAGUUGAGGUAAAUUGUGUUUUUUGGCUUUCAUAUCGUUUUAGAUGGACUUUCAUAAUUUUUUUUUGAGUUUGUUUGUUGUUUUAUUUGUUGAACUUGUUGAUUAAAUUGUUUUAGAACGUAAUACAAACAUGUUUAACUCAUUUUGACUAUGAGAAUGCUGUGAUCUUGGCUGAAGUGCUCUAUGCCAAAGGUAAGUUAUUGUUUGCUUGAUGUUCUUUGAGUUUUAGGUUUAAUCGAUUCGUUAAAAAUAAUGAACAAGUUGCUUUUAAGGAUAUAAAGUAUAAACUUAUGAGUUACUCAGCCGCUCAACUUUUUUUUGUUAAAACUGACAGGCUUUUGAGCAAGUUUUAGAUACUAUCAGUCAUAGUUUUAUUCUAGAUUACUAUUGCGGUUAAUAUAUUGUUUUGUAGCUCAUGUAACCUUGGUUUUCUUUCAGAAAAGUCAGAUUCAGCACUAUUAUUGUAUGCGCAAUGUUUGAUGCGAUGGAACAAGACCUCGGCCGCGUAUGAACUUUUAAAACGUGAAGGAUACAAUAGAUGUGGACAAGCGAGAUAUAUCUACGCAAAAUGUGCAUAUAUGUUAAGGAAGUAAGUGGUUUUUAUUAGUUUUUGUUGAAUUAGGGUAUUUUAAGGGAAAGCAGAGCGUAUUGAGUAUAAACUCAAGGAGUAUGCUAAUAUUAGUUAAGAAAGUGAUGGAAAAAGUUCUUAUUAAGGUGCAUUAUAGUCGCAGAAUGUUAUAUGCUUAAUUAGAAGUAUGAAAGCGUAAAAAAUAGGCUUUAUGAACAUGCAACAACAAGUCUACUACAACAUUUUUUAUUUUUCAGGAUUGACGAAGCAGAAACAGCGCUACGGGCCGAAGGAUCGUCAUAUAACAAUGUGCAAAUUCAUGAAUCGUUUGACGAAGCAACACAACCUUUUGCUCACAAGCUUUUGGGUCAAGUUUACACCGAAAUAGGGCGAUUGGAUCUAGCCAGAGGACAUUAUACAUUAUCGUUGGUUGGUAAUCCAAUAUUGUUUGAUACGAUGCAACUUUUUGGUCAACUUGGAGGAGAAAGUGUGCCAAAACUAUUUUCAACAUUGUCGGACGAGAACGAGGCGUGUCCAAUCAAGUUGUUGAGGAGGUAUAACGAAAGGAUUCAAAGGUAUAAUAAUAUAAGGGAAACUGAGGUUAUUUUGUGAAACUGGGGGAUAACAUAAUUGUUUUAGCUAAAAUAUUUUUUGUUUGGAUAUUUUAUAAUUUGUUAUAUGGUUUACUAUUUCUGCUUCUUUUCUUCAAGCACUUUACGAAUGUCUACCUCUUUACACUACGAUUAAUUUUACGUUAUCUAUAUUGCUUUCAGAGUUCGUAGCCGUUGCCUGAACGUUCCACUAGCUCCACAAAAAGCUGUCAUUUCUCCAGUCUCUCCAAUUCGACCUCCAUCACAAACGAACAUGUUAAUAAAGAAACGACGACCACCUACAUCAAUAUCUCAACCCACAAGGCAUAGUGUCAGUCCUCCGAGAACAAAGAAGUCGACAAACGCAGACAAGGCAUGUGUGGAGUUUAUGCUACAGCUGAGUGAAGCCGUUCACGCCUUUUCCUUAUACAGAUGUGACGAAGCGCUACAGAUCCUGAAUCAAUGUUCGAUGGUGUUCAGGCCGUUGAGUAUCGGUUUGAGGUUACGAGGGAUUGUGCUGUUCGAAUUGAGAGAUUAUGCCAGGAGCUCUGAAGUGUUAUUGGAGCUGAGGAGGGUGUUUCCCAGCAGAAUCGAGGUAAAUGUUAUGUUCUUUGGAGGUUUUGUGCAUAUUAAUAUAAUUUUGGUUAAUUUUUUGAUAAAAUAUGCAGGUUUACAUUAUUGGUGUGAAUAAUGUAGUUUUACUAACUACUUGUAGAAGGCAAUAACCUUUUUUUAAGGGCAUGGAAUCUUUGUCAACAGCCCUAUGGCAACUCCAAAACCACCACCAACUCUCGGCGCUGGCAGCAGACCUCAUCAACACGAAUCGUGACAGUGCUAUCACCUGGUGUGUAGUAGGCAACUCAUUAUCACUCGAAAAACAUCACGAAGCAGCGGUAGAGGCAUUUGAACGAGCAAUCCAAAUCAACCCUAGAUUCGGCUACGCGUACUCACUGCUUGGCCAUGAACUGAUCGAUCUGACAAAACUGGAUCGAGCCUUGGAAGCCUUCAAACAAGCUCACAUCCAUUCACCAAACGACUACAGGGCGUUGUACGGAGAAGGGCUGGUUCACUUCAAGAAUGAAAAGUUUGAUCAUUCGUUGGUGGUAUUUAAGAAGGCAGUCAAGAUCAACCCAAGGAAUGUGACAUUGUUAUGUCAGUUGGCUAUUGUGGAACAUGCAUUGAAGAGGAAUAAUGAGGUAGGUGACCGGAUUAUGAAUUACGGGGAUUUAUGAAAUUUGUGGUAAAAUGGCAAGAACUUUCUUUACAAAACGACAAGUCGCAAGAACUUCCCUUACAAAACAAAAAAAGGCAAUAACCUUUAAAAAAUUUACUUGAAGUGUAAAAUCACAUUGAUUUUCAGGCUAUGGAACACCUUCGCCGAGCUUUGGAAAUCGAGCCGAACAGCAUUGCUUCUCGAUACCACAAGGCCCGAAUCCUCUUCGAUCAACAACAAUAUAAGGAGGCCGAAAAGGAACUGAACGACCUCAAGAACCUGAGCCCAGAUGAAGCACAUGUGUUCUUCUUGUUGGGCAGAGUUCAUCGACGUCUCGGAGACCAACAUCGUGCCAUGUUGAACUUCAGCUGGGCCACCGAGAUCGACCCCCGCGGCGAGCAGAAUCAGUCCACAGUAUCAGAUGGGCCAUACGAUGAUGAUGCUGUGGAUCAGAAUGAUACUGACAGGAAUUGA